Molecule: messenger RNA, 2776 nt
Organism: Aethina tumida (small hive beetle)
Lineage: Eukaryota; Metazoa; Arthropoda; Insecta; Coleoptera; Nitidulidae
Product: centrosomal protein of 162 kDa
Exons: 4
Coding region: 79-2493 (804 amino acids)
Biological process (GO): cilium assembly
Cellular component (GO): axonemal microtubule; centriole; centrosome
Source: RefSeq, a predicted model, not a curated record
GUCAAAAAGAUUUUUGUUUACGUUUAUAAAUUAAAAAAUUGUCCGUUUUGCAUCAAGUGUUGCGAGAUCGAUAGGAGCAUGGAAACGAAAAGUGCAAGUAAUUUUUGGUGGCUUAAAUCUACGAAAACACCUAUCAAAACGACAGUGCCAAAAUUGGACUUGGAAAUUUCAAGUUCUCUUGCCGAAUUUUUGGAGAAAGAACAAAACGUUCAGUUGACAGACAAAGAUGAAGUGGAUGUUGGCAGUAUAAUUGAAGAAAUUAAUAGAGUGGCGGCACAAAGUCCUUUAGGUCCUUUUAAUUCAAGUCAACGUGAGAGGAGUAUUGAUGACAUCAUGAAAGAAGCUGAAAAAAUUUACAUGGAAAGUUCAAAAAGUUUUGAACAGUUGAGUCAAAGAUCGAAAACGUCUCAGAAUGUCUCUGAUUUGCAUACAUUGAGUAAUGGUUCAACUCCAACUCCAAAGAGUUUAAGUCCUUUACCAUUGGACAAUUGUAAGCAGAGUGAUUCGGACAGUGAUUCUUACAAUGAAGACUUUUUAGAUUUAAGCAAAGUUGAGUCUACUCCUUCACCAAUUAAUAACAAUGAUCAAGCACAACAGAUGAAUAUAAUAGAACUAGAACUGGAUAAAGUGUCAGAAUCUAUCAAGGGUAAAACUGUUAAAGAUCCAAAUGAGGGUGUUGUUAACCAAAUAUUCAUUCAAAACAAUGAAAAUAACAAUAUAAUUGAUAAAUUUGAGCGAGAAACUAAAGCAACUGAAUCUACAGUAAAUAAUGAGGGGUACUUGAAAUACAAGGAAGAAAUAGAAAUCAAGGAUGACAUAAUCAAGAAUUUGGAAGAAGACAACAAACAACUCAGAAAUGAUGUAAAACGAAUCAAGGACGAUUUAGAGGACGCUAAACUUCUUCUGGAAAACACCCGAGCUGCACUGAAUGCAAAAAUGAUUUCCUCUCCCGCAAUCAAUUUGGAAUUGGAAAGGGCUUUGGAAGACUUGAAAGACUCGAAAGAAAUUAACACUUCUCUGCAGUUACAAAUCGACACUCUGAACAAAACUCACCAACAUUUAAAAAGUAGUUACGACGAUUUGCUCGGUUCCAACAAAAACCUGGAGAGAAGAAUGGUCGAACUGGAUUCGAUGUUGGACAAAUACAAAACAGAGUUGUUCGCGAUGCAAAGAACAAGAGAUAAACUGUUAGACGUUGAAGGGAAUUUAAAUAAAAUGUUGGAAACGGAGAAAUUGCAAACCAAGUCUUUAAAACUGCAAAACGAAAAAGAUGCGAAAUGCAUUCAAGAUCUGAAUAGACAAAUAAAAGAAAUGGAACGGAUUAUUGCGAGAAAACAUCCGGAUUCAGUUUCGGCACUGAUUGUUGCAGCCAAAAAGGACGAAACUGAUUCUAAUUUGUCCGCAAGGAAAUUGUUAGAAGAUCGUAUAAAACUAUUGGAACAAGAGGCUGUCAGUAGAGACAACCAGUCGUCUAAAAUAUUCGUAGAGAUACAAGACAAGUUCAACCAAAUGAAAUUGAAAUAUGAAAGCCACAUAGAAGAUUUGGAGUUACACGUCAGCGAUUUAAAAACGCAGUUGAAAAAGAAAGUCGACACUUUUGAUGUUUAUACGCAAACGACAAACGAGGAACAAAAAAUUCCUGAAAAAGAAUCACACAGCAUCCAGAUACAAACCGAUCCGAUACCAAUCAAACCACCAAAAGUUGUGCCUGUCAAAGUCCGUAAUGAAAAAGUGCAAGAAGUGAAAGCCGAAACGCACCUAAUUGCUACCAUUAGAGGAUUACAAACGGACCUUUGUAAUAAAGAAAAGGUCAUAAACAGACUGCAAAAAGAUAUCGACGAACUGAGGAAGACGAAUAGGAGAUUGCAAAAGGAGCGCGAAGGAAGUUUGAGGAGUCUGAACGAUAAGAGAGAGUUCAGAAGUUAUCCUGAGAAAUUAGCGCAAGCGAAUUCCGAUUACGACGAAGACGUUAGAAUUUUGAAGAAUGAGAAGGAGAAACUACAGAAACAAUUGCGACGGGCCGAAGAGGAUUAUCAAAAUUUGAAGGAAAAGCGAAUAUUCGACCUUACGACACUUCAAGAGGCUCAUGAAUGCGAAAUGUCUAAUUAUAUGUCGAAUAUUACUCCGCUUAGAGAACAACUAGAGGUGCAACAAGUUUCAAUUUCCACUUUGCAACAACAACUGACAAGCUGUAAAGAAGAACUUGCAAUUGUGACUGUGGAAAGAGACCAUUUGAACAAGCGUCUUUUAGGAUUAACUUCUGACAAUUCAUUCCCCAACGAACGGGACGUAGAUGAACUCCAAAGAAAGAUUGCUUAUUUGGAGACCAGGUACGAAGAAAGGGAACACAGAUUGAGAGCAAUAGUUCACGGUUUGGCGCAGAAAAACGUAACAAAUCGAAGUUGUGAACAGUGCGCUGAGAGACAACUUCAACUGAUCGGAUAUAAAAACGAGUUGGAUCAGAUUUUGGCAACUGUACGAGCUCUACAAUAAUGAUAUAGCGAUCACUGAUAGAUGGUUUUAAGAGUUUAUUCUUUAUAGAGGAAUGUUACAAAUGUUUAGAAGAAAUCUUCCAUUCAGAAUAGUUUAUGUUCUUCCAAAAAUUGUUAAUAGUUUUAACUGUAGACUGUUUAAUUGUGAUUGUCUUAUUUAUUUUUAUUAUAUCGAUUUUAAUUGUUUUCGUUUUAAAGCCAAAAUGUUAUGGUAUUACUAGUCCAUUUUUUUGUACAACUUGAUAAAUAUAUAUUUGAUAAUUGUAACUUUUAAAUGCAAGUAU